AUGCCUUCAAGUUCACCAAUCUGCAGAACACGACCUUGUCAAGCCCACAACGCCAAGCUGAUUAGUUGUGGAAUCUCAGGCUGUCAACAAUGGUUUUAUAACCAAUCUGGCCUCACCAAACACACAAGGACACACCACCUCUCCUUUCUCAAUGCCUUACCACCCCAGAAUCAAGAUUUAUACAAGGACAACAAUGGACAAGAUGGUUUAGAUAGCAAUGUGGAUGUGCAAGAGGAAAAUGUAAUACAGGAUAUAGAUGAUGAGUGGAUGCAUAAUGUAGAGUCUGAUGUAGAUGUAGAGCCUAACAUGGAUGAGGAGCCUGUGCAGGAUGACAACAAGGACCCUCUACAUGAGUACAACAAUAUGCCAGGUGUGGAGGAGUUCAAACAUCACCCACUUAUCAAUGGCUUGCUGUGUGAUGAAUGUAGUAUCUAUCUAUAUGCAGAAGAGCCACCUAAUCCACCACCAAGUCCUUCUAAGAGUGACUGGACACUGUACCAUGACCACAUUGAAUUUGAAACUGCCCAGCUACUGUACCAGAAGACACAGGCCUCUGCUGGGAAUAUAGAUAUACUCAUGAACUUUUGUGCUCAAGACCUUUAUGGAACCAUCAAUCCAACAUUGCUUGGGGAUGUUGCAUGGCAAUCCUUCUCACUAGCCUAUAAUGGCAAGCUCUAA
This is a messenger RNA of Serpula lacrymans var. lacrymans S7.9, 678 nucleotides long. RefSeq lists its product as uncharacterized. The transcript has 3 exons. The record is from RefSeq and is a predicted model, not a curated record. Lineage: Eukaryota; Fungi; Basidiomycota; Agaricomycetes; Boletales; Serpulaceae. Bases 1 to 678 code for a protein of 225 amino acids.